This is a messenger RNA of Mizuhopecten yessoensis (Yesso scallop), 1635 nucleotides long. Its product is annotated as vesicle-associated membrane protein 3-like. Gene Ontology annotation, cellular component: SNARE complex; plasma membrane. The coding region runs from base 490 to 885 and encodes 131 amino acids. Gene Ontology annotation, biological process: vesicle-mediated transport; vesicle fusion. Lineage: Eukaryota; Metazoa; Mollusca; Bivalvia; Pectinida; Pectinidae. The transcript is spliced from 5 exons. The record is from RefSeq and is a predicted model, not a curated record. Gene Ontology annotation, molecular function: syntaxin binding; SNAP receptor activity.
AAACUUUACGGGAGAGAAUGCAUGAACUUUGACCUUUCCCGGAAGCAUACAACGCGAGACAUCCAAACACUGAAUUUGUGAUAAUAUAGUAGUGAAUACUCAAAUUCUGGAAGGAAUAUACUGUGGAGGAGUGACGCAGCUGCUGAAAACAGUUUAAUCUUGUAACACGCAAAAACAUGUAGGUUUCCAUACAUUCUGGUAUUCGUUGAAUGAAGCACACUGCUGAAUGACUUGACUUGGAGUACUUGUAUCCGCUUGAUGUCAAAAUGCCUCCAAGCACAGAACUCCUUCAUCCUGACUACAGAUCAGUGUCCUCCAUGAAGCCACAAAUUGCACUCCUGCUACAGCACAUACAGAUGCCCAUCCUGUUAAUUACAAGAUUUUUUCCCAAGCAUCACCUGGCUCCUCUUCGACACAAUCCCCAGACAUUACUUAGUAAAACCCUUGGUCAUAUCACACUCAUGGAAAACCUGCUGUUCUUAACAUGUCAUGUUGGAAAUUAUUGCAAGGGCAGCAAGUUCGGACACCAAGUACGACAAACUUGACCAAACCAACAAACAGGUAAAGGAGGUGACUGGUCUCCUGAAGGAGAAUGUUGAACGGGUUUUGGACCGAGGUGAAAAAAUAGACCGCCUGCAAGAAAGAUCAGAGGACUUGGAAUCCAAUGCUAUCAACUUCCAGUCAUCCUCCCGACGUCUUCGCAAAAAGAUGUGGUGCAAAAAUUGUAAAAUGAAUUGUAUCAUUGCAGCCGUUGUUUUUGGAAUAAUUGCUGUCAUCGUUAUCAUUGUUGUUUUGUCACUUAAGCCGUGGGAAGACAACAACAGCAGUGGUGGUAGUGGUGGUGGAGGCAGUGGUGGUCAUGGUAACAAUACCCUGACAAUGUGAGGUCAAAGGUCAACAAAACACAGCAUAGCUCAGUUGCAGUGUAACCUCUGUAAACGAAACCCUGUAUAUUCUGAAAACCUGCAUAAACUACCUUCAAUGUGAAUUUAAGUCCCAUUGUACAUAUUGUUGUGUAAAUUGACAAUAUUUGUCAACCAAAAUCUUGUAUAUCCUGAACAAAAAUAUUGGACUGUGUUCUGUAGAUUCCUACAGUAUAUAUGCAAUGAAUGCAAUAACAAAGUUAAUAGACAAUGUUAACAUAGGUACUACUCUUACCCACAGGUUUUGUCAACACCUUUUUCAAUGUCAAGUAUAAUUUGAACAAAUAUUGUAUAAUUGGUAAAUUACCAUGUGACAUUGUUUCUGUUUAAAUUGCAAUCAUAAAAUUUGUGAAUACUUUAGCACAAUAUACAUUUAUCUAUUUUAAUGUAAUAUUUGUACAUUUAAGAUAUAAGAAAUCUUUCAUAAUCUGAUAAUUGUUCUGAAUGAAUAAGCGUUAAUGAGGAAAGUUUAUUUUGGAAAUUCAUCAAUACCCUGACAAUAGUAUCAGGUUGUGAUAUGAGGUUAAUGAAAAAAAUUCAAUCCCUAUACUAUAAGUGUAUAAGUUAUUUUCAGUGUAAAUAUUUUAUAGAGUGUUCAAUAUAAUGUUUUUUAAAUUGAAAGUUGGUUGCAUGCCAUCUUUUCUGAUGCUAUCAGAAUAACAAUUAAUAGUGUGGACUUUUCAAAGUUUUGAAAUAAUUGUUUCAAUUACAU